Messenger RNA from Teleopsis dalmanni, 4110 nucleotides. RefSeq names its product transient receptor potential protein-like. Gene Ontology annotation, biological process: manganese ion transport; calcium ion transmembrane transport; regulation of cytosolic calcium ion concentration. Gene Ontology annotation, molecular function: store-operated calcium channel activity; inositol 1,4,5 trisphosphate binding; protein binding. The transcript has 16 exons. Bases 347 to 4039 code for a protein of 1230 amino acids. NCBI's taxonomy places the organism in Eukaryota, Metazoa, Arthropoda, Insecta, Diptera, Diopsidae. Gene Ontology annotation, cellular component: membrane; cation channel complex. The record is from RefSeq and is a predicted model, not a curated record.
AACGGAAAAUAAAAACAACGAAACGAUCUAAAUAAUUACAAAGUAAGAAGAGUUGAAUAUACUUGAAGACAUAUAAGACAGGACUAAAAGGAUAUGCAAGGACAAAUGGAUAAAAAGACUUUUCAUAUAGCAAUUUAAAUAUUUAAAACAGUGCAUAUUUUUUUUAGUGUACGAAUGAAAUAUUUGUAAUUUCUUUAAAGUGUAUUUGUUGAAGAGUUAAUGAUGCUUUAGAGAUUUGAUACCGGGAAAAUAUUAAAUGUUUAACCGUAUUUGAUUGCAAAAAGUGAAAUAUAGAAAGAAGUAUAUAUUCCUUUCGUCGCAUUAGAAGUAACGAAACAGUCAAGGCAUGGCUGGAAAAAAAGAAGGUGACCCCGAAAAGGGCCACCAAGCUGAUUAUGAUAUUGUUAUGGCAGAAGAAUAUAUCUUAUCAGAGGUGGAGAAGAAUUUUAUAUUAGCUUCUGAACGUGGUGAUUUAUCGGGUGUCAAAAAAAUUAUUGAAACCUAUCGCGAUCAACCGGAUAAAUUUAAUCUUAACUGUGUGGAUCCAAUGAAUCGUUCUGCGCUUAUAUCUGCGAUUGAAAAUGAAAAUUUUGAUUUAAUUGUCGUACUACUUGAUUAUGGCAUUGAUGUAGGUGAUGCGCUGCUGCAUGCCAUAUCAGAAGAAUAUGUAGAAGCUGUGGAGGAGUUACUCCAAUGGGAAGAAACACAUCAUAAGGAGGGUGAACCAUACAGUUGGGAAGCCGUCGACCGCUCCAAAUCCACAUUUACAGCCGAUAUCACACCAUUAAUAUUGGCUGCACAUCGCAACAAUUACGAGAUUUUGAGGCUAUUAUUGGACCGUGGAGCAACAUUACCAAUGCCGCAUGAUGUCAAAUGUGGUUGUGAUGUCUGCGUUACAUCACAAGAAGCGGACUCACUGCGCUAUUCCCAGUCCCGUAUUAACGCAUACCGUGCCCUAACUGCCAGUUCGCUAAUAGCGCUCAGCUCUCGUGACCCUGUAUUAACAGCAUUUGAGCUUUGUUGGGAAUUGAAAAGAUUACAAGCGAUGGAAUCUGAAUUUCGUGCGGAAUAUACGGAAAUGCGUUUACAUGUACAAGACUUUGUAACAUCUCUGCUGGAUCAUGCACGCACUUCUUUAGAACUGGAAGUUAUGCUAAAUUUCAACCAUGAACCCUCAAAUGUCAUAUGGGUGCCGGGACAACGUCAAACGCUGGAACGUCUUAAACUGGCCAUUAAAUAUAAACAAAAAACUUUUGUAGCUCAUCCUAAUGUACAACAGUUACUGGCCGCAAUUUGGUAUGAGGGUUUGCCUGGUUUUCGACGUAAGCAAGCUUCCCAGCAAAUCAUGGAAGUUCUUAAACUCGGUUGUAUGUUUCCUAUAAACAGUAUGAAUUAUUUGAUGGCUCCGGACUCGGAUACUGGCAAAUUGAUGCGAAAACCCUUUGUUAAAUUCAUUUCUCAAUCCUUUUCCUACAUGUUUUUCUUAAUGCUUCUGGGUGCUGCUUCAUUGCGUGUUGUUCAAAUCACUUUUGAGUUGUUGGCAUUUCCUUGGAUGUUGGCUAUGUUAGAAGAUUGGCGUAAACAUGAAAGAGGCUCUCUACCAGGACCUAUUGAAUUGGGCAUAAUAAUGUAUGUGGCAAGUUUGAUAUUUGGCGAACUGAAAACUCUUUAUGCAGAUGGGCUGUUCGAUUAUAUAACAGAUUUAUGGAAUGUGGUAGACUUCAUAUCGAACAUGUUUUAUGUAACAUGGAUACUUUGUAGGGCCACGGCAUGGGUAAUUGUGCAUAGAGACUUAUGGUAUCGAAAUAUAGAUCCGUACUUUCCGCGUGAACAUUGGCAUCCGUUCGACCCGAUGUUGUUAUCAGAAGGUGCAUUUGCGGCAGGCAUGGUAUUUUCCUAUCUGAAACUGGUACAUAUAUUCUCUAUUAAUCCGCAUUUGGGACCAUUACAAGUUUCAUUGGGUCGUAUGAUAAUCGAUAUCAUUAAGUUCUUUUUGAUAUAUACGUUAGUAUUGUUUGCGUUUGGUUGCGGAUUGAAUCAACUAUUAUGGUACUAUGCGGAAUUGGAAAUGAAAAAGUGCUAUCAUUUGCAUCCAGAUGUAGCUGACUUUGACGAUCAAGAAAAGGCUUGCACAAUAUGGAGACGUUUUUCUAAUCUUUUCGAAACAUCUCAAUCGCUUUUCUGGGCUUCAUUCGGUUUAGUCGAUUUGGUCUCCUUCGAUUUGGCUGGCAUAAAGAGUUUUACGCGUUUUUGGGCCCUAUUGAUGUUCGGUUCGUAUUCCGUAAUAAAUAUUAUUGUACUGCUCAACAUGUUGAUUGCUAUGAUGUCGAACUCCUAUCAAAUCAUAUCGGAACGUGCUGAUGUUGAAUGGAAAUUUGCUCGUUCGCAAUUAUGGAUGAGUUACUUCGAAGAUGGGGGCACUGUACCAGCACCAUUUAAUCUAUGUCCCUCAAUCAAAUUGCUGCGAAAAACAUUAGGAAAAGUGAAGAGAAAACGUUCAAAGAGCUUUAUGCGCAAGUCGUUGGUGAAAGCACAGGGGUUGCAUGAUAAGGUUAUGAAGUUACUUAUACGUCGCUACAUUACUGCCGAGCAGCGUCGUCGUGAUGAUUACGGUAUCACAGAGGAUGAUAUUAUUGAAGUACGUCAAGAUAUUAGUUCGUUACGUUUUGAAUUGUUGGAUAUAUUCUCUAAUAAUAAUUUCAAUGUGCCCGAUAUUGAGAAAAAAACAGCAGCUGCUGCUGCGGGCACCAAGAAGAGCAAAGUGACCGAACGUCGCAUACUUAAAGAUUUCCAAAUCGGUCUUGUUGAGAACUUGAAACAAGAAAUGAGUGAAGAUGGUAAUAGUGAUAUAUUUUCAGUUGUAGCCAGAGUAAUGGGCAAGAAGAAGGCACAGAAAGGUGAUAAGGACUGGAAUGCAAUUGCACGUCAAAAUACUAUGUCAGCAGAUCCUAUAGGUACAAAACGUUCUUCAAUGCAACGACAUAGUCAGCGCAGCUUGCGACGUAGAAUCAUCGAGCAAGCCAAUGAAGGAUUGAAGAUGAAUCAGACCCAACUGAUAGAAUAUAAUCCAAAUCUUGGUGAUGUAUCACGUGCUACACGUGUAGCAUAUGUGAAAUUCAUGAAAAAGAAAUUUACUGCCGAUGAAGACUCCGUAAGCAAUGCUGGUGAUACUGAUGGAGAAGAUAAAGAAAAAGAAAGACCAAAGAGAAUGGAGGCAAUUGGUUCUAAAAAAUCGAUACUUGAUACAGCUUCUAAACUCACCGCUUCAAUGAAAGCUCCAGCUGCAGCAACUGCACCCAAGCCAGAUGCAGCUAAGCCUGCAGAGACUAAAGCUGGCGGAACAAAACCAACUGACACUAAACCAACAGAUUCCAAGUCAAGCGAAAGUACAAAACCCGCUGCGCCAGCACCUCCACCUAAACCAACUGAUACCACUGCUAAGCCCGCAAUAUUAAAACCUGGUGAAGCAACAAAACCUGACGCUGCAAAGAAAGAAGAACCGGCUAAGCAAACAGAUACUACCAAACAACCUGCUGCAGCAGCUAAGAGUACAGCGGCAGCUGCUCCACCAGCUGUACCAGCUAAGCCAGAUGCUUCAGCACAAAAAUCAGGUGCAUCGUCCACGACAACAAAAGAAGGUGAUAGCAAAGCAGAUGAAAAGAAAAAGGCAGAUGAUAAGAAACCUGAAAUAACUAGUGCAGCUGAUAAGAAACCUGAUGAGAAGAAAACUGAAACCAAGACGGAUGAUAAGAAAACAGAUACCAAAGCGAAUGAAAAGAAAGAUGAUAAGAAGGAUGACAAAAAAGAUGACAAAAAGGAAACCAAUAAAGAUGAGAAAAAAGAUGAUGAAAGCAAUGAAAAGAAAGGUGAUAAACCUGCAGAUAAGAAAGAUGAUAAGCCGGCUGAUAAGAAAGAUGAUAAAAAAGCUGAAGCUGCUCCUCUUAAGCCUGCCAUUAAAGUUGGUCAGAGUAGUGCUGCAGCGGGUGGAGAGCGCGGCAAGUCCACGGUUACUGGGCGUAUGAUAUCCGGUUGGCUUUAAAUCAAAAAGUUCAUUUGUCAUAUUUUAUAUUUAUUCUUAGACUAAGAAUUAAUUUUUAUUAAUUAACUUUA